Ctenopharyngodon idella (grass carp) is the source of this 5098-nucleotide messenger RNA. RefSeq names its product adenosine A2a receptor a (gene adora2aa). The record is from RefSeq and is a predicted model, not a curated record. Gene Ontology annotation, biological process: adenylate cyclase-activating G protein-coupled receptor signaling pathway; G protein-coupled adenosine receptor signaling pathway. Gene Ontology annotation, cellular component: membrane. Bases 727 to 2052 code for a protein of 441 amino acids. NCBI's taxonomy places the organism in Eukaryota, Metazoa, Chordata, Actinopteri, Cypriniformes, Xenocyprididae. Gene Ontology annotation, molecular function: G protein-coupled adenosine receptor activity. The transcript is spliced from 3 exons.
CAGGAAGGAGCGGUAUCAGUAUCUAAACACUCGACCAGUGUGGAAAGGCCUCCGGCUCCGGAUUGGUCAAGCACAGACUCUCAUAGGGUUCCUAUAGUCUGUCAUCUCUCAGUGCUAUGAGGGCGCGCGACUCCGACUGUACCGGAUCACACAGCUGACGCCUGAACGCGCCGACGGAAUAAUUAACGAAUCAUGAACCACUGAGGACUCCAAGCUUUUAUAUCUCAUUUUUCACAGUGGUUGCCUUUUUGUCUUUGUUUAUGGGGUGUCCUGUUUGUUUUAUUUUUCUUAUUCAGUCAUUCCAGGAGUUAUCAGCCCUGACGGGAAUGCAGUGGAAUACUAAAUGUAAUAGAAAGAAGGGCAAGCAAGACAUGAAACGAGGACUGGACCAUCACGUCUAACAUCAAAGCAUGGGAUCAUAAUGGAUUUUAAACAGAUUUUUUAUUAGUUUUAUUUAUUUAAUGCCAUUUUUUUUUUUUUUUUUUUGAAGAUCUGAGGUGAAAUUCUUGUCUAUAAAUACUCUUUAAAAUUAUUUACAAAGUUUUUAUUGCUCAUUUUUAAUUAGCGAUUCAACAGUCUGGAACGGUUUUAACGGCGCAACAUUCGAUUAUUCUUCUCAGUCUUCUGGUAAGGCUGACACUAGGCCUUGGUGAGUUGGCUGUUGCCUCGAGCUGCAGCUAUGGACAUUGAGGUGAGGCAACGUCCUUUCUCCCCAGCAACCUCACCAUGCUGAACAAUGUCUUCGACGUGAUGUACAUGAUUCUGGAGCUGCUGAUUGCCCUGCUCUCGAUCCUGGGCAACGUGUUGGUCUGCUGGGCAGUGGGCCUCAACAGCAACCUCCAGAGCAUCACCAACUUCUUUGUUGUUUCACUGGCCGUGGCGGACAUCGCAGUGGGUGUGCUGGCCAUCCCCUUCUCAAUCGUGAUCAGCACUGGUUUUUGUGCCAAUUUCUAUGGUUGUCUGUUCAUCGCCUGCUUCGUCCUAGUGCUGACCCAGAGCUCCAUAUUUAGUCUUCUGGCCAUUGCCAUUGACCGCUACAUUGCCAUCAAGAUCCCGCUAAGAUACAACAGCCUAGUAACCGGGCAGCGUGCCAAAGGCAUCAUAGCGAUCUGCUGGGUUCUGUCGGUUAUCAUCGGUCUAACGCCCAUGCUAGGCUGGCACAAAGCCCGCUCAGAGAAAGCCAACAGCACCUGCCCGCCUGGCAUGAUGGAGUGUUUGUUCGAGGAGGUGGUAGUCAUGGACUACAUGGUCUACUUCAACUUCUUUGCCUGCGUGCUGCUGCCUUUGCUCCUCAUGCUGGCCAUUUACCUGCGGAUCUUCAUGGCUGCGCGCCACCAACUCAAAUGCAUCGAGUCCAAGGCCGUGCCAUGCGAGCUCAAGUCCCGCUCCACCCUGCAGAAAGAGGUCCAUGCCGCCAAGUCUCUGGCCAUCAUCGUUGGCCUGUUCGCUGUGUGCUGGUUGCCGCUGCACAUCAUCAACUGUUUCACUCUGUUUUGUCCGCAGUGUGAACGGCCACCUGUUCUUAUCAUGUACCUGGCUAUAAUCCUUUCGCAUGCAAAUUCGGUUGUGAACCCUUUCAUCUACGCCUACCGCAUACGCGAGUUCAGAUACACCUUCCGAAAGAUAGUACGCUAUCACAUCUUGGGCAGACGGGAGCCUCUCUCUUGUAACGGGAGCACCCGAACCUCAACCCGAACGAGCGUGGCAGACUCACUUCGGAUUAAAGUCAACGGCCUGGUGCGAGAACUCUACACUGAGCAGAGCAGCACCACCAGCAGCUGUGAAAGUGCCGAACCCGGCCACACACACAGACCUGUUGCCACGGAAAACUCCAUAUUAGACAACCAGCCUAUGGAACUCACUAAUUCCCACAGACAUCCGGCACCGAAGCAUCCAGAGUCGCCGCUCACUGGGAAUAAUGAGCGUGUUGCGUGCAGGAAGCAUGCUGUAUUUGACAUUACAGAUGGGAAGGAUCUGUCCUCACCACUUCACAUUAAAUCAGCCCUGUACCUGCAAACAGCCAACUGUAUUGAACUCACAGAGGUUUCCUGAUAAAUAAUGCUCUCUGAAUGAUGGAUUCAAAUUAUUUAUUUGCUGCUCCAAAAGAACGAUGGGCUAAAAUAUGAAGAACAAAGUGUAUUUUUGCUUCUUUAAGGACUUGACAUUGAUGUGGACCCAGUAGCAACUCAGAACUGGGUGUGUACAGUUUGACAUUGUAAUGAUUUUAAUGAAAAUGUAAAAAAAUUAAAGAGCAAGACAUGGCUGACUGAAAUGGGCAUCAAUAAUGAAUUUUAGUUCUUUUUUAUCAGAUACAAUUUUCAAACUUAAGAAUGUAAAAAUUCUGAAUUUAAAAGUUGGCUCCUUUUCAGUUCAUGAGUUGGAAUUUGAACCAGUCACAGGAUGUUGAAUUGUCUAUUAUAUAUAUAUAUAUAUAUAUAUAUAUAUAUAUAUACAUUUAAUACAUUAAUUUUUAGUUUAUGGAUGAUUGUUUAAUGGAGGAUAUGUUUCAAAAACUGCACUUCCAUUUUAAUUCAUAAAUCUAAAUGUAAAUUUCAAUUCGACAUCCUGUUUGCUUCCUUAAAUCAAAUUCAGGAAUUUAAGGGGAGACACUACAGGCAAAAACACUGUUUUUUCAGGCACCUGUCAAUUUUGAGAUUUUGCACUUUUUGGCUUUUCAUAAGUGUUUUUUCAGACUGGUGGAAAGAAAACAUCCAAAAUACAUUUUUAAGUGUAUAUCUUAUAGCACUUUAUCUAUUUGCGUCUAUAGAUUUCAAUUACAGUAAAUAUCUUUAAAGGCCGUUUUCUCAAAAUGAGUUUUUUCUCCUGCUCUGAGUCAGAAAUCUCCACUUCAGCAGAACUUAUAUACACCAAACUUUACAGUUUUAUUCCUAUCUAUAUUCUGAAGGCUUUUACAGAGGAUAUGUUGAUAUAUCAUUCCUAUCCUGAGUUAUAGGUUCUUUUACUCAAAAAAACAUGGCGAAAAUAGAUUUUUAAGGCUAUUGUCAGUAUUCUCUAAUUUACUAAAGCACAAAAUAAGAUAUCCAGAAUCCUCUCUGUAAAAGCCCUUUCAUCUAAUAUGUCAACAAAUAGAACCAAGAAUUUUAAACCUGGACCUUUCCAAUUUCCAGAUUUUGUUUUAGGAAAUGUAUGCAAAUGAGCAUAUAUUUAAGUAUAUAAGGUUGCAUAUUAAAACAUAAAUUUACACAAAACUUGUAAUACAUUUUUUUCUUAUGUUUAUGCCAGUAAUAAACUGGAGAAGUUUCACAGUGAUAUCUUCUAAUUUUAAAAAAAUCCCUAUUCACCUGUAGUGUCUCGCCUUUUAAAAGGCAUUCUCAAUUAGUUCUCAUUGGUUCACACCCUAAGACUGGGAGCACAUGCUGAUCAUUUCCUUGUGACGGGCUGACAGCUGAACCCAGCAGACAUGAACACAACCUCUGCAUCUGCACUGCAACACAAACAUGAACCCAAAAUUCUACAUGCACAAAUGUCCACAGUGAUUUGUAACUGGGAACUGGAAGAGCAUGUUAGUGAAAGUUAGUCAGCAAGACUCUAUUCCAUAAGCUAGAACAUGUAUUUGUCCAGCAUUGCAACUCAUGCCGUGUUGUUUGUCUGCGUGUUUUGUAUGCUUUGUAGAAGGUUUUAAGUAUUGCUCUUUGACUGUGGUUUUCUAUGAGACACUUUCCACCUAUAGGAUACAUUUAUGGAGUCCAGUUAUUUUUGUUUUUAAAUCAUUAGAGGGACAAAUCCCAUGCUUUUUGUUGUGAGAACUAUUAGAUAUAUUAGAUAUCUAACAUAAAUUUGAUCUAUCCUUUCAGUCGUAUCUGUUUUGAUGGUGUCGAGCCAGCAAGUUCUUUUCCGUCCCCUUCUUCUGAUUCCACUGACCAUUCCCAACAUUACUGACUUCUCUAGUGAGUUCGCUCGCAUAACAUGGCCAAAAUUAGUCAGUCAUAGUGUCGUGAUUUCAGCUUCGAGUGAUAACCCUGAUUUUAUGUGAUCCAGUACUAUUUGUUUUCCUGGAAGAUGAUGAUUCUGACUAAUCUGCUUUUGGUAGUUUGAGUGAUAUCUUUGCUCUUCCAGAUCUUAUUCAUACCAACUAUUGCAGUAUGGCCCAGUGCGACCCUGUGCUUGAUUUCAGGGUUGGAUCUUCCAUCUUGGUCAAUUUUUGAUCUGAAGAAGAUGAAAUUCUGAACUGAUUCAGUUUCUUUGUCAUUGAUUUUAAACUUAACUUCUCCACUAGCUGCUGUCAUCAUUAUCUUUGUUUUAUUUAUGUUAAAGGUAUAGUUCACCAAAAAAUGAACAUUUUGUCGUUAUUUACUCACCCUCAAGUUGUUCCAAACUUGUAUGAGUUUCUUUCUUCUGCUGAACACAAAAGAAGAUAUUUUAAAGAAUGCUGGUAACCAGACAGUUGAUGGUAGCCACUGUUUUCCAAAGUAGGAAAAAAAAAAAAAAUACUACGGAAGUCAAUGGCUACCGUCAACUGUCUGGUUACCAGCAUUCUUUAAAAGAUCUCCUUUUGUGUUCAACAGAAGAAAGAAACUCAUAGAGGUUUGGAACAACUUGAGGGUGAGUAAAUAACGAAAAAAAAAAAAUCAUUUUUGGGUGAACUAUCCCUUUAAAGGUGCAAGCCCCAUUUUUUCACUUUCUUUCUUGAUUUUCAAAAUUAAAUGUAUUAGGUCCUCUUCCCUUUCAGUCAGUAAGUUUGUAUCGUCCGCAUAGUAUCUCAAAUUGUUGAUGGUUCUUCCCCUGAUCCUGACUCCAAUUUUGGACUAGUCCAGGUCUAAAUUGCUCACAAUCACCUCAGUGUAGAGAAUGAAAAGAAAUGGGGACAAACUACAGCCCUGUCUCACACCUUUGCUGAUCCUGAACCAAUCUGUAUCACCAUAGAGUGCUCGUACAGUUGCUUCCUGAUCGCUGUACAGUGAUCUAAUAAGCUUGAUCAAAUGAACUGGGACACCGAGGUCAUGCAGAGCCACCCAGAGCUUGUCACGUUCAACGCAGUCGAAAGCUUUGCUAUAGUUGCUGUAGUACACACAUUUAUACCUUGACAAAGGCUGCUUGUCUGCUGAAACGUUGGUAAUAAUAAAAAUACUUAAGUGAG